Messenger RNA from Physella acuta, 2168 nucleotides. Its product is annotated as DNA damage-inducible transcript 4-like protein. The record is from RefSeq and is a predicted model, not a curated record. NCBI's taxonomy places the organism in Eukaryota, Metazoa, Mollusca, Gastropoda, Physidae. Gene Ontology annotation, biological process: negative regulation of signal transduction; regulation of TOR signaling; apoptotic process. Gene Ontology annotation, cellular component: cytoplasm.
AUGAUCGACGUUGAGACUUUGACCAACAGAUUAAAAUCAGCGAUGAAGUCAUUGAUAGUUGGCACUAAAGCUGGACCUGACUAUUCUUUGAUAAUUGAAACAGAUUUCGAACACGAAAAACACAAGUCUAAGUUAGAUGAAAAAGACCCAAACAUGAAUAGCUAUGGGGACUUCCAUGACACUUGUGAGUUUCAGACAUGCCAGGCAGUUCAAAAAGAAAUCGAGACUGCCAUCAAAGAGUCAUGUGAAAAAGAAAAGUGUUGUAAAAUCAUAUUUCCUUCAGACUUAAUUUCACGUAUUUCACAAGAUGUUCUUCGUAUGUCAACGGCAGAGCCAUGUGGAGUGAAAGGUUGUGCUAUAUACAUUCUGCUAGAGGAAAAGAACAAAGCCAAUAAGCUAGCAACUAUUCUGGGCAACCCGCUGAUACCCCCCACCUUUGAGAUCUACCUGACUUUAAAAGAAGACAACAGAGGCUGGAGGAAAUUACAAAAAGUUUACCUCACUAUCAAAAGCUGCAUUCAAAACACACACUGGACCUCUAUGCCCAAAAUUCUUUGCUCAGCCUAUCAGUUAGAGAAGAGAAGAUUAUAUCGGCAAAUUGAACAGAAAACAUAUAACAUUCGUACUGACAAAUCCUAAGUUUUAAAGUGGCGGGAAUGUGCAAUUAUUAUUUUUUCAACAAUUGUAGAAUACUUCUACAAAAAACAAUGCUUUCUAUUUCUAUUGCUUUUUGAAGUUCCGAAUUUUAACGUAUUUUCAAAUUCAAGUUUCAUUUGAUUUUAAUUGUUUUGUAUUGCUUUUUUGUUCAUGCCUUUUUUCAUUCUUUCAAGUUUAAUUAUUUUUUUAUAUUCAACAUGUUUAAGGUUUUUAAUUUUAGUUUUUAAAAGUGUGUAAGAACUCCAAAAAAGAUUUAAAUGACAAUCACAGUAUUAUUAUAGAAUGUUUUCCUUUGUGUAGGUUGUCCAAUUUUUUAUCUGAUAGAUAUGUUCCUACAUCUUUUAAUUCUUUGCUGUAAAUUUUUUUUAGCAUUGAUCACUUUCUGAACUUUAGUGUGCCAUAUUAUUUUAACAAAUGAGAGAAAACAACAAUUAGACAAUUGGUUAAAUUGCAUUAAUAAACCCUUUUAUUGAUUGUGGUUUUACAGAUGUGUUUCAGUGACUAUAUUUCUAGUUCAUUUUUCUGUGCGCCCAUAACUCUUUGCACGUUACAUGAGAGAGUUACAGAAUCUCAAAAAUAAAAAGAACUAAAAUAUUCAUAAUUUUUUAAUCACUUUUCCAAUGUAGACUGAUAAAAUUAUUUUGGCUUUGUGAAAAUCUGCCUUAACUGACUGUGUAUACAUCUUUCUUGAUGUUGAAAGAUGUUUUAAAUUAAGUAAAAGCAUAUUUUGUAAGAUAUUUCACUGUUAAAAUCUACUACAAGUUUUAAAAUGUUUUUAUGCCUGAAUUUGAAACCUUCACGUAUAUAUGUUUUGAAGUGGAGUUUCGUUGAUGUUUGACUUGAUUCAAUACGUCGCCUGUGAUAAUUUAUAUUUUAAUAUUUAAAGCUGCUACUGAGAGGGGAGGAGGGAUUGUAAAGUUUGUAUAAUAUAUCAUCCUCCCUCAUUUCAUGUACUCUCACAUUUGAAAUAUGUUUUUAUAUGAAUGUUGAUUACAAGACAGUUAUCCCAUCACUUACCACGCUUGUCGUUAAUGAACUUGAUAAUGGGUUUUUUUAUUACUCCAAGUUUAUACAGAAUGAGGAAAGAUUAGCUGUUGAGUUAGGGUGAGGAAAGAUUAACUUCUGUGUUUUAGAGUGAGGAGAGAUUAGCUGUUGAGUUUUAGGGUGAGGAAAGAUUAACUUCUGUGUUUUAGAGUGAGGAAAGAUUAACUUCUGUGUUUUAGAGUGAGGUAAGAUUAGCUGUUGAGUUUUAGAGUGAGGAAAGAUUAGCUGUUGAGUUUUAGAGUGAGGUAAGAUUAGCUGUUGAGUUUUAGAGUGAGGUAAGAUUAGCUGUUGAGUUUUAGAGUGAGGUAAGAUUAGCUGUUGAGUUUUAGAGUGAGGUAAGAUUAGCUGUUGAGUUUUAGAGUGAUAAUGGUGUGUAAGGUUUACUAGAUGUAUUAUACAGCUUGAUAACUUAUGGAUACAUGUAUUCAAAUGUGAAAUUAUAAAGCAAUAAAUUAAUUUUUAUCAGA